Molecule: messenger RNA, 854 nt
Organism: Rhipicephalus sanguineus (brown dog tick)
Lineage: Eukaryota; Metazoa; Arthropoda; Arachnida; Ixodida; Ixodidae
Product: hairy/enhancer-of-split related with YRPW motif protein
Exons: 3
Coding region: 15-854 (279 amino acids)
Source: RefSeq, a predicted model, not a curated record
GAUGCCAACUGCGCAUGCGCGGCACGCCGGGGCAGCGAGCGUUUUUACGGAGAGAGUCGCUCACCCGCUCAUUUCGUCUCCUCAGCGAAGUGCGCCCAGCGGACGAGCGGACGAGCGUUUUCAAGAUGGCAGCCCCCAACACAAGCGGCGGCGGCAUGUCUUCGGCGGCACCUCCAAGCGCGGCGCAGGUUCGGCUGCAGGCGAAAAGGCCCCGGCGCUGUUUCACUACCGAAGAAGACCUAGCCAUUUUAAGAGAAGUGGCAGCGAGCAAGCCAUUUAACGACGACUUGCAGUGGAUUCAUGUGAUCGAAAACUUGAAAGGUGUGCUUGGCCGGGAGCUCACGCUAAGAAGCCUGAAGGACCGUGUCGAUCUUUUAAUCGGUUACUGGAGGCAAGAAGAUACAAAAAACUUAAGAAAGUCGGGAACGGAGGAACAAUAUGCAGAGAAGGAGCAAAUAUUACAGGACCUCUCUGAUUAUAUAAGGUCGAUAAAUUACGUGCCCAGAGUAGCACCUAGAAGUUCAAACAGCUGUGGCCGCAAAAGAAGUCACGCUGCUGCGUCCUGUCUGGCGACGCCGCCAGAACAAGUUCGUGCAGAUGAAGAUCAAGGACAACAAGCUACACAACUCCUGCUCUCAAUGACCGCGCCGUGCAGUCCCGCUGCUGUUGAACUCACUGGAGAGCAGUGCCACGAGGAGGAGGAAGAACAGCAACAACAGCAGCAGCAACAACAACAGCAGCAGCAACAACAGCAGCAGCAGCAACAAGAGCAGCUGCAGCUGCAGCGGCAGCCACAACCGCCGCCUGCAGCUAGGCAACGAGUUCCUGUGACGGCGAGUAGAGGUAAAUCUUGA